AUAUAUACUGACAUCUACAACAGCCCCACUCACUGCUGGCAUCUAAAGAGCAAAGAGCUCAAGAAUUGAACCAAGAACCAUGAAGGUCUUUGUAGUACUGGCUCUGGCUGUGUUUACAGGCUGCCAAGCCAACUUGCUCUAUGCUGAUGAGCCCAAACCACAGCUGGAGCAACUGACUGAUGCUUUCUGGGACUAUGUCGCCAAGGCAACACACACUGCUGAGGACACACUAAAAAUGAUUAGAGAGUCUCAACUCGGCCAGGAAGUCAAUACUAGAAUUACAGAAGGUGCCAAUGUGGCCAGUGAGUAUGCUGUGACUCUUCAGAAACAAGUGAGCCCCCUGGCCCAGGACUUCAUGACCAAAAUCACCAAAGAGGUUGAAGUACUGAAGGAGCGUCUCGAGCAGGAUCUGACCACUGUGAAGGACAAACUGGCGCCCUAUUCUGAUAAUCUGAAGACCCAAAUUCAGCAGAAAUUGGAGGAACUGAGAGUAGCUGUGGCUCCCUACGCUGAGUCCUUUGACUCUGAAGCUCUGAAAACUAUUGUGCUACAGAAGACCGAGGAGCUGAGGGGAAGUGUGGAGGAGAAAGUGAAGGAGCUGCAGUCCAAGAUGGAGCCCUACACUGAUGAAUUCAGACAGAAAGUAGAUCAGCAUCUGCAGGAAUUCCAGAAGACCGUGGCCCCUCUGACUGAGGAUCUUCAGGCCAAGGUUGCUGAGAGAGCUGCUUUGGUUCAGCAGGGUCUGGCUCCCUAUGCUGAGGACCUGAGGGAGAAACUGGACCCCUAUGCCCAAAACCUGAAGGACCAGCUCACCUCUCUUUAUGAGUCCUACAUCAACACCAACUAAACACUCCAAACACCACUUUUCACUCAUUGGACUAUGUUUUUACAGUAAUGAAAACUGACAAAACUGUUGUUCUGCAGUUAUAAUAUGUAUCCAAAAAAUAACAAGCUGUGUUAACUUGAUGAAGAAUUUUCUCCUGACUGGAUCACGGGAACAUCAAUAUUAGAAUUUAUCUAUGUAUUAAUGUCGUGCUGCCAAUGUAAUGUAGUGUUUAUCCUUGUGGACACUUUUUAAAACCAUGGAGUGUUUGACUGAAGCAAUAAUAUAUGUCUUCUUCUUGUGUUCGUCCUGUAAUAAAACAUCUCUCAAACUGAAGGUGUAA
Hemibagrus wyckioides is the source of this 1166-nucleotide messenger RNA. Its product is annotated as apolipoprotein A-I-like. The transcript is spliced from 4 exons. Gene Ontology annotation, biological process: positive regulation of lipid biosynthetic process; cholesterol biosynthetic process; reverse cholesterol transport. Gene Ontology annotation, molecular function: cholesterol binding; phospholipid binding; phosphatidylcholine-sterol O-acyltransferase activator activity. The record is from RefSeq and is a predicted model, not a curated record. Bases 80 to 847 code for a protein of 255 amino acids. NCBI's taxonomy places the organism in Eukaryota, Metazoa, Chordata, Actinopteri, Siluriformes, Bagridae. Gene Ontology annotation, cellular component: extracellular region; blood microparticle; high-density lipoprotein particle.